This is a messenger RNA of Cuculus canorus (common cuckoo), 3052 nucleotides long. RefSeq names its product leucine rich repeat containing 3B (gene LRRC3B). Gene Ontology annotation, molecular function: protein binding. The record is from RefSeq and is a predicted model, not a curated record. NCBI's taxonomy places the organism in Eukaryota, Metazoa, Chordata, Aves, Cuculiformes, Cuculidae. Bases 497 to 1276 code for a protein of 259 amino acids. The transcript has 3 exons.
CCGCAGCGCAGGGGCAGGAGGGAGCGGCUGCGGGCAGAGCCGCCCGGCCCGGCAGAGGCAGCGGGGGCUGCGCAGGCUCCGCCCGGCGCUCCCAUGGCGCGGCGGCUCCGCGCCAGGUGAGGCUGCGCUGCCUGUUGCGCUGAGCCGAGCCGAGCUGAGCUGAGCCCAACCCAACCCGAGCGGAGCAGCACGCUGCGAAGUUUCCCAGCGAUGUAUCACUGCUCUUCUACCCUCGAAUGCUGCCAGUGAGACAAAGACUUUCUUUGUAGCUGGACCAUUUCUAUAAGGAGUCCCUAAAUGCUUGUUUGUUUCUGACAGAGGAAAAAAAAACAGGUGUGCUUCUAAGAAGAGUAUUUGCCGAGAGGAAACCCACAUAUUAGUGACUUUUGACUAGUCCUACUGAAGAAAAUGAAGCCACGUUUCAGCUUUGCCGAUCCUUUUCCCACCACUGUUGCCUGAAUGAGAAAUGGUCAUGUGAUUAUGCUGACACCCCAGCAUGCAUUUGGUAGACCUGUGGUUAACUCGUUCCCUCUCCAUGUGUCUGCUCUUACAAAGUUUUGUCCUCAUGAUACUGUGCUUUCAUUCUGCCAGUAUGUGCCCAAAAGGCUGCCUCUGUUCUCACUCCGGAGGUCUGAAUGUCAGCUGUAGCAAUGCGAACCUCAAGGAGAUACCAAGAGAUCUUCCUCCAGAAACAGUCUUACUUUAUUUGGACUCCAAUCAGAUAACAUCUAUCCCCAAUGAAAUUUUUAAGGACUUGCACCAACUGAGAGUCCUCAAUUUAUCAAAAAAUGGGAUUGAGUUUAUAGAUGAACAUGCCUUUAAAGGGGUGGCAGAAACCCUGCAGACUCUGGAUUUGUCCGACAACCGGAUUCAGAGCGUGCACAAAAAUGCUUUCAACAACUUAAAGGCCAGAGCCAGAAUUGCAAACAAUCCCUGGCACUGUGACUGCACGCUGCAGCAGGUGUUGAGGAGCAUGGCAUCCAAUCACGAGACAGCCAACAACGUCAUCUGCAAGACAUCCGUGUUGGAUGAACACGCUGGGAGACCGUUCCUCAAUGCUGCCAAUGAUGCUGACCUCUGCAACCUUCCUAAAAAGACUACUGAUUAUGCCAUGCUGGUCACCAUGUUUGGCUGGUUCACCAUGGUGAUCUCGUAUGUGGUUUAUUACGUCCGGCAAAAUCAGGAGGAUGCAAGGAGGCACCUUGAGUACUUGAAAUCCCUGCCAAGCAGGCAAAAGAAACCAGAUGAAGCUGAUGACAUUAGCACUGUGGUAUAGUAUUCUGAAUACAAUGACUGCCUUUGUGACGGAAACUAGAUUUGGAUGACACUAAAACCAGAGGUUUACUUAUAAUGUUCAUUGUAAACAUUAAGACUUCGGGAAUUUUUUUUCUGUUUAAUUGAAUUACGCCACUGUUGAGCUUUCUAACAGGAAGUUUUGUUGGGGUGGUAUAGUUUAAUUAUUUCUCUGGUGGUAUCCUGAAGCAAGUGAAUUAACAUGUAAACAUUAGUUUAGACCCAUUCCACUAUUUAAUAACGAAAUUUAUUUUUUUAAUUUAAAGCCAAAUAAAAGCUUGAAUUUGAACCAUGUAAAGCAGAGUAAUUUAUUGAUCAGAAACCUCUCAGGUGCCAGAGCACACUUAGUUUGAUCAGGUAGAAGAGAGUAACGGUGACAGAGGGGGCUGCGAGAGGUCCAGUAGCAGAGGGUUCCAGAAGAGCACUUCUCUGAUUGGGGUGUCAGGUGAAGAGCUGGUGAGUGGUAGCCUGUUUUGGGGACUGCUUGCUGUGAUGGGAGAGAGGUGCUAUGUGUGGAGAGAAGGGAGCCCUAACUCCAACUGUAAGGAACUGAAGCUUGAGUAAGACUCGGAGGGCUUUUUGGCAGCACUGGGGAGGAGCCAACAUGAAGGAGCUACAGUGCAGGACAUCACAGAGAGGUAAGUGGGGAAACGUGGUGGGUUUCCAUCUUGCACCCACUUACUGCCUCCCUUGAAUUUCAGACAGGUGUCCCCAGCACUGGGAAGGACAGCAAGAAAGCAAGAGCAAACUUAGUGUAGUAUUCAAACCAGAGUAUUACUAGUGAUGGAGAAAGAAAAAGAAAAAAGUUAAAUAAAAUUAGUCCUAAUCUGUACAUUGGUUUGUAAGUAGUGGCUUUAUUUUUUAGGCUGCAGCUGAAUAAAAUAAGUUAAUAUAUGGGCUGGGCAUAUUCUGUUGUGCAUUAGAAAAUAUUUUGGUCAGAUUUUAUGGAUAAGUACUUAAGAAAAUAUAAAGCCCAUGCAGUUAAAGUCGGCUUUGAAUAUGAAAUGGAUAUUUGAAAGCUCAGCUCUUUUUAAAAAUAUGAUUGUUUUUUCUUCUCAUAGAUAAAGUUUUCGAAGGAAACAAAUUCACAAGAAUGUAUUCCUCUUGUCUUUUAUUGCCGUAAUAAAACAAUACUUGCAUCUAAAUUCCUAUAGAUCCAGUCUACCUGACACUGGAAUAGGAAUUGUAGAAGGGUGGGCUAAAAAAAAUAUAAAAUGCUACUUUGCAAAAACAAAUGUUGAAGGAUAGCCUGAAAAAAAAAUUUUUUAAAAAUCCAGUCCUAUCUACCAUUAGAUUAUCCAUUAUUUCUGUUACAAUUAUGUUGUUUUAUAUUUCAGAAGGCAUGAGCUUGUUUAUCGUAUUUCUUUCAGAAUGUUGUUAAAAGAAUAUCUAAAAUUUAUUCCAAAGCAGGUGACAGAAGAGGGGAAAAAAAUAUUUUUUUUAAAUGUGCAUAGAAUCAAUUUUUUUAUGACAUCUUUGUGGGCUGAGUUCUGGUGAGUAGCUGUUCAUGUGGCCAGCCUAGCUAUUUGUAUAGUUCUAUCUUGAUGGACAGGUUUUGACAUAUUAAGAGAAUGUAAAUAUUUGUAAAGAGCACAGUCUGUCCAAAAGAUAUCUCCAAUAUUUCUGCCUCCUCCUUUUCCUUCCCUUCCCUUGUUAAGUAAAAAUUCUAUUUUCUAGAGAGAGGAGACUGUUGAUUAUACGUCCUGCUUGGUUUGCAUUUUUAUACCUUCUUUUUUUUUCAAUCUCUACCUUGCUGAAC